AGAAGAGUGACUUGGGGGUAAAAAAAAAAAGGUUCAGGUAAACAUUGAAUUUUUUCGACACGCCUAUCUUUCAAGUCAAGGAAAUAGCGUGUGGCAAGUAUGCACCUCAUCUAACUGGGGCCUGUUUGGCGCGUUUAUGGGUAGCAUUAAUGUCUACGCAUGCGUUGGUCUUUUUUUCAUUUUAUCUCUUUCUUUUACCUUUUAUUACCUUUCCCCCUUCCCGCAACGAGCAUUCAUCUUGGGGAAAUUUGAUUCGCUGUGCUCUUCAUUACCAAUCUUUCCAGUGAUCUCAUAACCUCGAGGCAACACACAGAGCACCGAGCUAGCGAGCAUUAGGGGCCCCCUUUGGCCAGCGCGUGCUGCGGGGCAGUACAGCAAUCAUACAACCCAGAGCUUCUUGUACCUACCUGUACCGACCUGCCUACCGCCUAAAUUCUCUCUUUACCUUACAGGGUAUUGGGAUUUUCACCUCAACUACUUGCAACUGUCUAAACCUAAGUACAGGCAGUCAGACACCUCACAAACCACAACCUAGUAACCCCAUGCACCUUGACAGGUUCUCAGAUGGUCUGAAAGGAUACUAGUCCAACCGGUUCCGACUUAUCUUUUUCUUUGUUUUUUUUUUUUUCUUUUUUUUCUUGUCUCUUCCUCUCCGCCGCAAUCCAUCAACUAUAUCCAGUGGGAGCAGCCGCUGGCAGAAAGGGGCAGAGAUAGGAUAAAGCAUAAAUCGUUGGGGAGUUGCUUUACUGGUGUUGUUCAGCCCAACGUCUUCGAAAGCUGUGGGCCUUUUCUUUUCUGUCUACCUCGUUAUUCGACCUAUCUACUACAUACACACUAAGUACCGACCUAAGUAAGCUGCACUGUCUACCUUUAUCUUUUUCACCAAUUCCGCCAUACUACUUUGCCUGGCCAAACCACGCGGACGCAGAGCCGGGCAGAAAGUAUAUGCGAGCCGUCAGUGGAUUUGCGCGCACGCCUAACGCGAGAACUCUUCAACAACUUUUGGCACUUCUUCACUUCCCGCCAAAAAAGGAAACCAGAUACAUACUGUUUUACUCGAAUUCACCCACAUCGGUUUUCCAAAGACCAGCAACAUUGGGGGUACGGGGGAGUUUGAGCGAGCGAAUCUCUGCCUGAGAGAGAGAGGGAGUGUGUGUGUGUGUUGUGUGUUGUGUGUGCGAGAGAGCGGUGGGCGAAAAUGGCGGUGGCAUCAGAGGACUCGUUACCGACGCUCAAGGUGUUGCUGGUUGGGUCAUCAAACGUCGGAAAGUCUGCCUUACUCACGAGGUACUGUCACGACAAAUUCGAGCCAGAAGAUGCAGCGGCAACGAUUGGAAUCGACUACAAGAGGAAGAGGCUAGCUGUCUAUGGAAAAGCAUACCAGCUCAAUCUCUUUGAUACUGCAGGUCAAGAGCGAUUUCGAACAUUAUCGACAAGCUACUACAGGGGUGCACAUGGGGUAAUAAUUGCUUAUGACAUCUCGAAUAGAAGGUCAUUUGCGGAGCUAGGGAGAUGGUUUGAUGAGGUCAAGUCAAAUACAGUGGCUGAGAUUGCGCUAUUCCUGGUGGGCACGAAGCUCGACAUUGCCGCGACAAAUAGGGCGGUGUCAUACGAGGAGGGACUCGCCCUGGCCCAGGCCAAUGGAGCACAGUUCUGUGAGGCCAGUUCCAAGACGCGAGAGAACGUACGAAAGCCUUUUGUCGACAUUGUCAACCGCAUUGUACAAGAACCGGUACUGCUGAAAAAGGUCAAUGCAUCCCGCAACAGCCACGGUACCAUCCAGGUCAACAAGGCGAACGCUGAAGAUGCCUCGUGGCUAUCCUGUGCGUGUUGAUCGAGAACAAGAGUCGAAGAGAGAGGGGAACAGAGAGGGGGCAAACAUGGCGGGAGGCGGCUCAGCCAGUUGUUUAAUCCCAUCCGCCUUGUAAUGUGUAUCCAACAAAGACUGCAGGAGCAUCAAGGGAAGCUUAAAACGCUGUUUCUAUUGUUAUUUUUCUUCUUCUUUCUCUCAUUUAUUUGCCAGACACUGUCAUGGGAUGAUAGAGAUGCGCACCUAAACGCAUGAUACCCGGGCUCUUGUUGGCUUUGUUUUUUUUUUUUUUUCUUUCUUUUUUUGGUUUUUUUUUGGAUCCCGUCAAGAGAGAGAGAGAG
Pyricularia grisea is the source of this 2151-nucleotide messenger RNA. RefSeq lists its product as uncharacterized. Gene Ontology annotation, molecular function: GTPase activity; GTP binding. NCBI's taxonomy places the organism in Eukaryota, Fungi, Ascomycota, Sordariomycetes, Magnaporthales, Pyriculariaceae. The transcript is spliced from 7 exons. The record is from RefSeq and is a predicted model, not a curated record. The coding region runs from base 1199 to 1834 and encodes 211 amino acids.